Paramisgurnus dabryanus is the source of this 7513-nucleotide messenger RNA. It is a transcript of the gene madd, whose product is annotated as MAP-kinase activating death domain. Gene Ontology annotation, biological process: regulation of Rab protein signal transduction; regulation of apoptotic process. The record is from RefSeq and is a predicted model, not a curated record. Gene Ontology annotation, cellular component: cytosol. Gene Ontology annotation, molecular function: guanyl-nucleotide exchange factor activity. NCBI's taxonomy places the organism in Eukaryota, Metazoa, Chordata, Actinopteri, Cypriniformes, Cobitidae.
UUCGUUCACAGAGGGAGGGAGAAAGAGAGAGAGAAAGAUAGAGAGAGAGAGAGAGAGGAGGACGAGCAUCGCUUAUCUACAGACACAAUCAUCAUCGCAUCACUGAGCCACCAGCAAGCAAAAGGAAUAAAUGUGCGAUUGCCACGUCGUGUCACCGUCACAUAACGUGCUAUGGUCGUUUGUAGAGAUGAAUGUAUGUUGAAGGUUUUACGUUGGGCCAGAGGUACGGCUGAAGCGCGUAGCAGUGGCGUUAGCUCGUGGAGGAGGACCUGUUCUUGCACACCACAGUCUGCAAUGAUUGGACACUGCUGCGUUUAAUUGGACGAGUGCCUGCUUAAGAGCUGAUUGUUGGCACGGAUGCCAUGACUUAGAGACACGCCCGAAACCGAGAUGGAGAAAAAGAAACCGUGUCCCCGCCUCUUGGACUACCUGGUGGUAGUUGGAGCCAGGCAGCCCAGCAGUGACAGUGUGGCACAAACGCCUCAGCUGCUCAGACGCUACCCCCUAGAGGACCACACCGACUUCCCUCUGCCGCCUGACGUUGUCUUUUUUUGCCAGCCUGAGGGUUGCCUGAGCAUCCGCCAACGCCGGGUCAGCCUCCGUGAUGACACCUCUUUUGUCUUCUCCCUCACUGACAAAGACUCGGGCAUCACACGCUAUGGAAUCUGCCUUAACUUUUACCGCUCUUUCCAGAAGGGGCAUCAUCGCCCACGGGCCGAAGGAAAAGGAGACAAACCCCCUCAGACAGACCCUGCAGUGGAAGCUACAGAAAACUCCGACCCCUCCACAUUGACACUCCCUGGGGAAUCCACAGUGCCCCCUGCAGGAGACGGGACUUUACCACCAGGCGAGAUUGGUAACGAAGGAAAGUCGCCUCGAUCCAAACGCAGUGGCCGUGUGGCACCACAGAACCGGAACAGCACAUUAACGUCCUUGUGUAUUGUGAGCCACUACCCUUUCUUUUCUACGUUCAGGGAGUGUCUCUACAUCCUCAAGCGUAUGGUGGACUGCUGUAGCCAGCGGCUCAACCAGAGGCCUGGUGCCGGCAAGGCCACACAACGGGACACAAUGUGGCGUGUGUUUACAGGCGCCCUCUCUGUCGAGGAAAAAGAGAAGGGCAGUCUGGUUUUACAAGACCUAAGGGAGAUCGAGUCAUGGAUGUAUCGGCUGCUGCACUCCCCGGUGCCCGUUGCCGGUCAGCGACGCGUUGAUGUAGAAGUCCUCCCCCAUGACUUGCAGCCAGCGCUGACCUUUGCCCUUCCUGACCCCUCCCGAUUCAGCAUCGUAGACUUUCCUCUCCACCUGCCUCUGGAGCUGCUUGGGGUUGAUGCUUGUCUGCAAGUCCUUGCCUGCAUUCUCCUGGAACACAAGGUGGUACUGCAGUCCCGAGAUUACAACGCUCUGUCUAUGAGUGUCAUGGCAUUUGUGGCCAUGAUUUAUCCCCUUGAGUAUAUGUUUCCUGUCAUUCCACUGUUGCCCACCUGCAUGGCCUCUGCAGAACAGCUUUUGCUAGCGCCAACUCCGUAUGUUAUUGGCGUGCCUGCCAGUUUCUUUCUCUACAAGGCGGACUUUAAGAUGCCUGAUGAUGUCUGGUUAGUGGAUCUGGAUUGCAACAAGGUCAUCACUCCCACUAAUGCAGAAAUUCUCCCUCCUCUGCCCGAACCUGAGGCCUCCGAGCUGAAGAAACACUUGAAACAGUGUCUGGUAAGGUUGACUGUGAUCACCCAAAAGCAGAUCUUCGCCUCCGACACCAAGGCUCUGGCUAGCAUGAGUCUCAAUACGCAGCCCAUUCUGAAUCUAGAGAAGUUUCAAGAGGGGCAGGAGCUGUCCCUGAUGCCCCCUGGCCGUGACAAAGCUUCUCCCUCCUCUACUGAGUUUAACCCACUCAUCUACGGCAAUGACGUGGACUCCGUGGACGUUGCCACAAGAGUGGCAAUGGUGAGGUUCUUCAACUCUCCAAAUGUGCUACAAGGGUUCCAGAUGCACACCCGCACACUCCGUCUCUUCCCCCGUCCAGUGGUGGCGUUCCAGGCCACGUCUUUCCUGGCCUCACGGCCACGGAGAAAUGGAUUCACAGAGAAGCUCUCUCACACGCAGGCAGUGGAGUACUACGGAGAGUGGGCUCUCAGUCCCACUAACCUGGCGUUUCAAAGGAUUCAUAACAAUGUGUAUGACCCAUCUCUAAUCGGCGAUAAGCCUAAGUGGUAUGCUCACCAGUUACAGCCAGUUUUCUAUCGUGUGUAUGAUGGAAAUUCGCAUCUGGCAGAGGCACUUAGUGGACCACUGCAGGAUGAGGCCAAUGAUUCAGAUCCUACAGAUGACAGUGGGAGUGACAGUGAUGGAUAUGAUGACUCCAGCUCUUCCUACUCAUCUCUUGGAGACUUUGUGAAUGAGAUGAUCAAAGGAGACAUUCAGGGGGACACGCCAAAUGUUGACCCUCUGACUCAUGCUGCACUUGGGGAUGCAAAUGAGGUAGAGAUCCAUGACUUCCAAGAGUUCAAAGAAGAGAGUGGAGAACAAGACCCAGAUCCAGAGUGCCCCCCAGAGGCCUCAGAUGGCCAGCCGCUCCGGUCCAGCUCCAGCACCACAGCCAGUUCCAGCCCCAGUACAGUCAUUCAGGGAGUUAACCAUGAGCAGAAAGAACCUGUUGAGAUCGAGGCUCCGAGUAGCAUUGCUCUCCCGAACUCUGCUCCAAGAUUGGAUGUGCCGUCUUUUACAAGACCCGUACCCGAGCCGGUCCCUGUGGAUCCAGCCAAUAAGAAGCGAGAGUAUGAUAAUCCUUAUUUUGAGCCCCAGUAUGGCUUUCCUACAGAGGAUGAAGCUGAAACAGACGAGCAGGAGGAAAGCUACACACCACGAUUCAACCAGAAUCUUAAUGGCAACAAACCAUCUCGGCCAUUGAGACCCAACAGUCUGAAGCUUCCGGGGGAAUCUGAUGGAGAGGGAGAUUCCAGAAAUAGUUCUCCAAACUCCACCAUUUCCAACAACAGCAACGAUGGCUUCGGGGGGCUCAUGAAUUUUGCUAGUAACCUGUAUAAAAACCACGGCACCAGCUUUAGUCUCUCUAGUCUGGCUCUGCCUAAUAAAGCCAGAGAGAAGAAUACACCCUUCCCCAGCCUAAAAGAAUAUUUUAAUUUUGAUUUAACAGAGGACACAGAUCAAGACGAUGGUGAUGAGAGUCCAGACAGUCCUGGUGCCCGAGCUCCCAGAGCGCUGGUUGAUCAGAAAUCCUCAGUUAUUAAACACAGUCCCACUGUCAAGAGAGAGUCUCCAUCUCCUCAGGGCAGAGCAAACAACACUAGUGAGAACCAGCAGUUUUUGAAAGAGGUGGUCCAGAGUGUGCUCGACGGACAGGGUGUGGGCUGGCUGAACAUGAAGAAGGUACGACGCCUGUUGGAGAACGAACAGCUGCGUGUCUUUGUGCUCAGCAAACUCAACCGUGCCAUCCAAUCAGAGGAGGAUGCUCAGCAGGAAAUUAUAAGAGAUGUGGAGAUCAACAGAAAGGUUUAUAAAGGCAUGCUGGACAUAUUGAAGUGCACGGUGUCUAGUUUGGAGCACUCCUACACUAAUGCUGGGCUGGGAGGCAUGGCCAGUGUGUUCAGUCUGCUUGAGAUAGCACGGACCCACUACCAAACCAAAGAUCCAGAGAAGCGGAAACGGAGCCCAACGGAGGGCGUAAGCAGCCCAGGCAGUAAGGAGAGCCCAUCGGGCCGAAUGGAGAGCGCCAGGGCAGCAGGCGUGCUACUGGUUCCCCGUAUCCAGUUGCCGCCCCCUUCCGCUGUAAAAACAUCACGGCACUUUGAUACACGGAGUCUGAAUGAGGAGAAUUUUAUUGCGUCUAUUGAAUUGUGGAGCAAGCACCAGGAUAACAGAAAGCAAAAAGCUUUGGAAAAAGAACAGAGGGCGGAUGGCACAAAGCAGCGAGUGGAAGGUGCUGAUACAGAGGAGAAGAAAUCUCAGAUCAGUGCUGAUAGUGGACUCAGUGUGACCUCUGGCUCACAGAAGAGUGACACAGAGUCCCUGGCGAGCUCCGAGCCUCCGGCUCUAAAAAGAAGCACCAGCCAGGACUCAGAGGCCAGCACAGUGGUGAGUAACAGCUCAGGUGAGACGCUGGGUGCGGACAGUGACCUCAGCAGCACUGCUGGAGAUGGCCUUACGGGCAGACACGCUGCCCAUCUCAACCUGUCCCGUGGCACACUGUCUGACAGUGAGAUUGAAACCAACCCUGCCACCAGCUCUGUGUUUGGCAAGACCCAUAAGCUGAAGCCAGGAGUAAAGGAGACUGUGGUUGUUAAUAAGGGAACGCCAGUUCCACCUCAUGAGGACUUAAGUAUGAGGAUCUAUCUGUGUGAGGGGCUGCUGGGGAGAGAUAAGAGCUCGGUUUGGGACCAGUUGGAGGAUGCUGCCAUGGAAACGUUCUCUCUGAGUAAGGAACGGUCUACACUCUGGGACCAGGUGCAGUUUUGGGAAGAUGCCUUCCUGGAUGCAGUAAUGCUGGAAAGGGAAGGCAUGGGGAUGGAUCAGGGUCCACAUGAAAUGAUGGACAGAUAUCUAUCUCUUGGCGAUCAUGACCGCAAGAGACUGGAGGAUGAUGAGGACAGAUUAUUGGCCACUCUUCUGCACAACAUGAUCGCCUACAUGCUUAUGAUGAAGGUCAGCAAGAAUGACAUAAGGAAGAAAGUUCGGCGUCUAAUGGGGAAAUCUCACAUCGGCCUCACACACAGCCAGGAGAUCAAUGAAGUCCUAGAUCGCAUUGGAAACUUGAGUUGUCGAGAACUUCCCAUUAGGCCGAGCGGCAGCCGGCACAUUAAGAAGCAGACGUUUGUUGUGCAUGCUGGGACAGAUACCACCGGCGACAUAUUUUUCAUGGAGGUGUGCGAUGACUGCAUUGUCUUGCGGAGUAACAUUGGUACAGUCUAUGAGCGCUGGUGGUAUGAGAAGCUCAUAAAUAUGACCUACUGCCCUAAGACCAAAGUAUUGUGUCUGUGGAGGAGGAAUGGCCAAGAGACACAGCUCAAUAAGUUCUACACCAAGAAGUGUCGGGAACUCUACUAUUGUGUCAAAGACAGCAUGGAGCGUGCUGCUGCACGACAACAAAGCAUUAAACCAGGUCCAGAACUGGGAGGAGAGUUUCCGGUUCAGGAUAUGAAGACAGGAGAGGGCGGUCUCCUUCAGGUCACAUUGGAAGGCAUCAACCUCAAAUUUAUGCACAGCCAGGUUUUCAUAGAGCUGAGUCACAUUAAAAAGUGCAAUACAGUGAAAGGAGUCUUUGUCCUGGAGGAGUUUGUUCCUGAAACUAAAGAAGUGGUGAUCCACAAAUACAAGACUCCUAUGGCACAUCAGAUCUGUUACUCGGUGCUCUGUCUCUUCUCCUACGUGGCGGCAGUCAAGGGGAAAGAGGCGGAGGGCAAACCCAAGAUGCUGUCCCCUCGUCCACUACCAAGCUAGUAAAGCGCACAUCUCUACUACGUUCACUUCAACCUGCUCCUGAAUUACCUGCAAUAUGUUCUUUACAACCUAACUCGACGACUAUCCUGCCAAGCUUUUAAAGACCCAAUUCUGAUUUUCAGAUGUAUUCACAUAUUCUUCCCCAUAAAGCAACAGCCUGUAUCUAUUUGAUCGCAUACUCAAUAUAUUGCUCCAAGCAUAUGGGCGCCAACCAGGACAAGAUUGAUGUCGACGUAUCUACACGCUUUUUAUUAUUUAUUUCGACCAGAGGCAUUUGCAUGCAGGUCCCUUGCCCAUCUCUUGUGAGUUGGCACUGGCAUGCAAAAGAUCAGGUGAAUGUGUUGAACGCUCGCCCCAUUCCUCCUCUGAAAUCAGUCCACAGACUCUGUAAUUACUAUUUAUGUGCUAAGUUGUACUGUAAACUCCAGUCUGUUAUGUCUGUGGUGGGUAAAAUGUUAAAAAGUCUUUGCAAUCCAGUGCUGCCACGUAUGAAGGGUUUCGCUGUAACCGCCCGCGACGAAGCAGCUGUUUUAUUCCUAAAUGUUCCAUUUGCCCUUCUUCACCUGCUGUAAAUGGUCUGAAGUCUGUAUAUCUCUUUAGCUAUGCCACGUAAGGCACAAACUACUGUACUAGCUGUAAAGAUCCCUGUCUGUGAACUGCUGUGUUAAGAUGCAUGUCACUUAAUAAGAUUUAAAAAAAUAAGAUUAACUACUGUACAUCUCACUAAAGCAAUGUUGAAAUAAUGUCAAAAAUGUCAAGACACUGUAGUUUGUUUUCUGGAUGUGCAAUACUAUCACCAGUGGGUACAAAGAACAAGUCCAGGCAUUCCUUCAGAGUUUCACUGUCCUACAGAGCUCAUCGUGUGGAUAAUAGAGAGUAAUGAAGUGGAUCAGGAAUCAGUUUUAUGUUUUCUGGUUGUUGUUGUUUUUUACACAAUAAACCAAACUGGCAUUAUUGAUUUAAAAAACGGCAGCAUUAUGAGAUCUGUUAUGACAGAAAAGUUUACCGAAGUUGCUGCUGAAACAAGAUGUUGUCUGCUCCAAAAUGUCCUAUUUAAAGUGUCUUUUCUUGCUUGUGUGUGUGAGAUUGUGUGUUUGUCUUAGAAAAAAAGAUGGCCAGAGACUAUCUGUUCAUAUGCUCAGACCAUCUCUUCAGGACUUCUAGCUGGAGUAAUACAUAUUUUACUGCUUUUUAUGUUUUGCUCUCAUUUUUAAUUGAUUUACAGUAUGAAUGUGCACACAACAAAGCGUGGUGUUUUGCUUCUCCAUAAAGUAUGCAGACUGCAGAUGGACAUGACAAGGUCACUUGCUAUCAAUAUUGCUUAGAAAUGUAAAUAGCACAAACCUGAUUUCCCCGAGGUCCAGGUCUCCAAAAACAGAUGUUGUGAGUUGGACAGUGGAUCAGGUCUGUAGUUUAAAGUGUGUGAGAGAGCUACAGAUGCACAUAUGUUUGUUUGGGUUUUCGUUUUUGUCCGUGUAUUAUUUAGAACGAGAGAGAAAGGAAAAAUCAAGAUAUUGGAUGUAAAUAUUAAAAAAAUAUUUAUAGAACCUGUACAGCUUUGGCAAUAUGAAAAUAAAAGAUGUCCAACCCAAGCAAUUUGGGUCAGUUAUUACAUGCGAAAAAAUGUCCCCAUUCAUGUCACAUAUAGUUAAAUUAUUUACAAGCUCUUACCUAAAAAAGUCAAAUACUCCUAUGAGUCAAUUAUUUAGUUUAUGUUGGGGUUGACACUUGCCAUUAUUAUUCAGAACAUUUGUAUUUUGACUCCUAAAACGAAAGGUGCUUUAUGAUGCCAUGGAUGAACCAUUGUUGGCUGAAUGGUUCCAUAAAGAGCCUUUAACAUCUGAAAACCUUUCUGUUUCAGUGGUUUCUGUUCUUUGUAAUAAUAAAAAAGGUAUGAAAGAAACUCUUCUUUUAAGAAUUAUUGACCAAAUUGUAAAUGGUAUCAAUGUGAAGAACCUUUAAAACACCUUUAUCCUCAUAAGACCCUCACUUUGGCUUGGCUUGCAUUUUAGAUUUCUUCCAGGUACUGUAUUUGGGGUUAGGGAGAACCAAUAAAUUUAACCAA